GCCGAGAUGCCGUGCCGCCCGGGCGAGCGCUUCCUGCUGCUGGAGCGCUCGGUCGCCGUGGGGCAGGCGGGCUCCAAGGAGGUGGACGCGCUGGUAGCCAAGCUGGGCGAGGUGCUGCAGCUGAGCGCACAGCGGGCGCCGCCGCCGCCCCGCGCCCCCAAGCACCUGGGGCCGGGCAGCGCCCGCGACCGCGCCGCCCCCUACUCGCCGCGCUGCAGCGGCGGCGGCCUGCUGGCGCCGCGGGGGCCGGCCCCGCCGCAAGCCCACCAGCAGCACGCCGAGCCCCCGCGGCCGGACAGGAGCGGCCACCAGCGGGUGACCAAGCAGCUGUGCGGCCGGGGCUGGCUGCGGAGCGCCGCCCGCCGGAGGAAGCAACCGCCGCCGGGGCCGGGCGACGGGCCGGCGGAGGAGGAGGACCCCCACCGGCUCCUGCAGCAGCUCAUCCUCUCCGGCAACCUCAUCAAAGAAGCCGUCCGGCGGCUGCAGCUAGCGGCGGCGGCGGCAGCAGCGGCGGCGGCGGCCUCCACGGCCUCCAGCGGCAGCGCCUCGGCGGGGAGCAGCGGCGCGGACGGCGAGGCGGCCGAGGCGGCGGCGGUGCAACCCUUGCAGUAGCCGGCGGGGACGAGAAGCGGCGGCGGCCGGGGCAGAGGAGCGUGGCUGGGGCGGCCGCUAGCGGCGGCGGGGCCCCCCGCCGAGCGGACUGCGGGAGCGCGGUGCUGGCUCCGCCGCGAUUUUAAAAAAAAAAAAUGUGAAUAUCAAAGCUGGAAGGCAGCUGGACUUACAAUUGUAAAGCCUGAUGAGUGAAUGGAGCCUGAGACGCAUUGUUCACAUAGGUAGCCGAAAGAAGUUUUUUCUACCAAAAAGAAAAAAAAACAAAACCCUGAAUCCACCCUUCCCCGACAAACUCAAUGGCUCGAAUACAAGAUGCAGCUGUUGAUUUUAAAUAUAUGCACUUCGUACCGGAGUGUUUGAAAUGUGUUCCUGAUUUACAGGACUUACUGUCUUAAUUAACCUGUCUGUAUUGAAUAAACGUGGUCUUGUUUUUA
Gymnogyps californianus (California condor) is the source of this 1046-nucleotide messenger RNA. Its product is annotated as GSK-3-binding protein-like. The record is from RefSeq and is a predicted model, not a curated record. Gene Ontology annotation, cellular component: cytoplasm. The transcript has 2 exons. NCBI's taxonomy places the organism in Eukaryota, Metazoa, Chordata, Aves, Accipitriformes, Cathartidae. Bases 7 to 612 code for a protein of 201 amino acids.